Messenger RNA from Colletotrichum tamarilloi, 264 nucleotides. RefSeq lists its product as uncharacterized. NCBI's taxonomy places the organism in Eukaryota, Fungi, Ascomycota, Sordariomycetes, Glomerellales, Glomerellaceae. The record is from RefSeq and is a predicted model, not a curated record. The transcript is spliced from 3 exons. Bases 1 to 264 code for a protein of 87 amino acids.
AUGCAGGGAGGCUUGGAAGAUACUUUCUUCGACCGAGUCGACAGCGCCGACACCAUUGACAACCAAGAUGCCGAUUCCGACGUCGACGAUAUACAAGUGGCCAUGAGACGGACAGCACGGGGCGAGACGCUGGCUCAAACGGGAUGCUAUAAGACUCGGAUAGACGAUCGGAGUGCUACAGUACGCAGAGACGCCGCAGGACGACAAAGCGUACUGAUUGUCGUGUAUCUCGAGAACAGUCAUGCUGCACCAACAAAUGGCUGA